Molecule: messenger RNA, 1056 nt
Organism: Penicillium verhagenii
Lineage: Eukaryota; Fungi; Ascomycota; Eurotiomycetes; Eurotiales; Aspergillaceae
Exons: 1
Coding region: 1-1056 (351 amino acids)
Source: RefSeq, a predicted model, not a curated record
AUGGCAGCUGAAGGCAAAGACUACACCACCAAAUAUGGUGGACGCGAACUUGACGGGAUCUUCCGAAUGAACUGGAUGCUGAAACCGAAAACAGCUGUGGGGUGCAAAGUCAAGCCAUCGGCCCUUGAAGCUGGAACGGAUUUUUCCUUCAAACACGUCCCAAAAUGGCGAUUGAAUGCCCGCAUUGGAGAAGCACUUACUCUGUUCGGAAUUGUAUGGCCCGUCUCCUACCACAUACUUACUGUGUUUCCCGAUCACCAGGAUGGCGACGAAAAUGGUGCAGAUAUGUUCGGCGGAGUAAUUGCCCUAGGCAUUAUCGUCAUCGACCUGGCACGGCGAACUACAGGACCACAUGUUUCCGACAUCGCCCUGGCCCUCUACAAGCAAUACUUCCCAAUCGAAAGCCUGAAGCGGAUUCUGUUCUGCGAUGUCCGAAACGAAGAAACAGUCCACUUGGUUGAACAAAUCUACGAGGAACAUGGAGGACAGAUGGCAGAGGGAAUAAUGAAGUGGCCGCAGCCUCAGUCGGAGUACCUGGCAUUGCUAACUACCCCUGUGGGCAAGAUCGCCGAGAGUGUUGUCCUUGGAGCAUGGCCACGCGGAGCGCGUUACCUCUCCGAUGUCCGUACCGACUGUACCAUGUUGGGAACGCCUGGCAAGAACAACAGACUGAUACAUAUGUUGUUCGAAAUCUCCGAUGUGCCUUUUGAGCUGCCCUCACUAUCCUUGGAGGUCACAGAGGCCCUCCUUGGAGAGGCUACCUUCGGCCGUGACGUGGGCCAAUCUUCUUUGAAGAAGCGAAAAGCGGAGGAAGAUCCCGUUCAGAGUCCGGGCCAGGAAGUUCGUACUGAAAGCCUCAAGAUAUUCAAAUCGGAGCCAGUGGAUCCUGAGACUGGGGAACCGUUCAGCGAGCCAAACAAGAAGCUGGCUAGGCAGCCGACUCAGCCAUUGCCACGAGGACCACCUCCAAAUACAAAAUGGACUCAACGUAAUUUGCGAGCAUACAGACACUGGCAACGAUCACUGAAAAAAGCGAGAGAAAUGGGAUUGAAAUAA